AUGCCUAAAGACUGGCCACAUGAAGAGGAAGCCAUAGAGAUUGUGAACUGGGUCCUAAACUAUGAUUACCCCUCAAGAGACACUGUCACAGACACCAUCUGGUUCGCUAAGGAGACCAACACAUUGACUUCCUGCCUGGUUUCUUUCUUCUCUCUACAAGGGCUGACAGCUGAUGUAAACCCUGCCACUGUGAGAGAGGGAGAGAGGGUGACACUAACAUGUGACACAACCUGUACACUGAGUGACCAUCCCACUAUUGUCUGGUUCAGGGAUGGACACUCAGUACACAACACAGAAUUCCUGGCCAGCAUUCAGGAUGCUGGCAGCUACCAAUGUGCUGCUCGAGGUCAAGAUCAUCUCUCCUCUGAUUCAGUGUUUCUUGAUAUACAAUAUGCCCCAAGGAACACCUUGGUGUCAGUCAGUCCCUCUGGUCCAGUGGUAGAGGGAAGCUCUGUGAACCUGACCUGCAGCAGUCAUGCCAACCCAGGAGUGGAUAACUACACCUGGUUUAAGAAGGAUGGAACAGACAUCUCACAGACAGGGCCAGGAGAGGUGUUGAGAUUGACCUCUCUAACCUCCUCUGACAGUGGACAGUACUUCUGUGAGGCCAGGAACAAAGAAGGGGCUCACAACUCUACUGUUCUGUCUCUGAUCCUGCAGGAAACAAAUACUGUCCAAAUUGCAGUUUACAUCAGUUCCGCAGCUGCAGUUUUCAUGGUGAUCAUACUUAUUGUGUUCGUAUGGAUGUGGUAA
Messenger RNA from Salvelinus fontinalis (brook trout), 753 nucleotides. Its product is annotated as B-cell receptor CD22-like. Gene Ontology annotation, biological process: cell-cell adhesion. The transcript is spliced from 5 exons. Bases 1 to 753 code for a protein of 250 amino acids. NCBI's taxonomy places the organism in Eukaryota, Metazoa, Chordata, Actinopteri, Salmoniformes, Salmonidae. The record is from RefSeq and is a predicted model, not a curated record. Gene Ontology annotation, cellular component: membrane.